Molecule: messenger RNA, 1812 nt
Organism: Zophobas morio
Lineage: Eukaryota; Metazoa; Arthropoda; Insecta; Coleoptera; Tenebrionidae
Product: U3 small nucleolar RNA-associated protein 18 homolog
Exons: 1
Coding region: 84-1571 (495 amino acids)
Biological process (GO): rRNA processing
Cellular component (GO): Pwp2p-containing subcomplex of 90S preribosome; small-subunit processome
Molecular function (GO): protein binding
Source: RefSeq, a predicted model, not a curated record
CUCCCUCUCUAUUUUUGACAGUUGUUCCAAUUCACCACAUUUAACCAGUCUAACUCAAUUAAUUCUGUUAAAACGUAUCAAAAAUGCCGAAACAGAACAGAAAACGCCGCCACGAAACCAUCGCAAGCGACAUAGAAUACGAAAUCGACGCCCCUAAGAAUAAGUUUCGUCCAUUCGACGAAGAGGCGCAAGCCGAAGAGGAACAAUUAAACAAAAUCCUGUUCGGGGGGGCUUCCAGUUUCCUGAAAAGCUUAGAAGAAGCAGAGCAAGAAGUAGGCGCUUCGUGCUCCAACGUAGACUCCGGCGUAGGUGAGGACACGUCAGACAGCGACUCAAAAGAGCGGACUCCGGCGUGGUUCGAUGACGAUGACGACGGAAUCGAAGUGGGACAGGCUUUGGAAGCCCAAGGGCGCAAAUUACCAUCAGGAGGAGUCAACAGUCGCAAAAACAAAUACUCGAGUUUGCUUAAACACAAGUUCACUGCGGCUAUGGGAACACCGUCAUGGGCGUCGUUGGAUAAACGCAAGACGCCGGAUUCGGAUUCAGAAGACGAGAUUUUGAGGAGUUGCGGGUUUAUAAGGAAGAAGACUGAGGGUCAGUUGGCUUCUGGGUUGCUGGAGUUUAAGAAAGUUAAAGAUUUGAAUAGUGAGACGUAUAGUGAAGGGCCGUUUAUUAAUGCAGCUGAGUUUCACCCGUCGUCGCGAGUGGCUCUAGUGGCUGGUCACAGUGGAGUCGCUACAUUGUAUGCUGUGGAUGGUCGGCGCAAUAAUAAAUUGCACAGUGUGUUGUUCCAAAACUUUCCAAUUUUCUGUGCAAAGUUUAUUUUAAAUGGAAAUGAAGCAAUCUUGGGGUCAAGAGUUAACCACAUUUUCAGCUAUGAUUUAAUGUCUGCGAAGUCUACAAGAAUUCCACUGCCUCCUGGGCUUACACGAUUCAAAAAGUUUGUUACUUCACCGGACUCUAAAUUUAUAGCUGGGGCUGGCAAGUGGGGUGAAGUACACAUACUGACGGCGGCUUCAAAAGAACGUGUAGCUACACUCAAGCAAAAUAAUGAGGUGACAGCGUUAACGUACAACCCUCGAGGUAAUUUAUUAUAUGGACAUAGUGAUUGUGGGGAAGUAACCAUCUGGGAUGUUAACAUGAACAAAGUUAUCCACAAGUUCACCGAUGAGGGUUGUCUGCAAGGGACUACAUUAUCCAUUUCUUCUUCUAAUCAAUUUCUAGCGGCGGGUUCAGCGCAAGGCGUUGUCAAUUUAUACAAUGUGGACGACGUUUUAUCCAGCAAAGUCCCCAAACCAAGGAAAACCAUUAUGAACCUAACCACUAGCAUUACAGAUUUGAAAUUUAAUUCGUCGUCAGAAAUUUUAGCGUUAUCAUCUGUUGAUAUACAAAAUUCUGUUAAAUUAUUCCAUGUAGGUUCUGGGACAGUUUUCAGUAACUUUCCACCUUUUGACGCAAAACUAGGUCAUGUUAAUGUAGUCAAUUUUUCACCGAAUGGUGGAUAUGUCGCCUUUGGUAAUAAAAAAUCCACUGUUUCUUUAUAUACUCUAAAACACUUUAAAGGUUAUUAAUAGCAACGCUCACUUCAUGUAUGAGUGUAGAUUAUUGUAAAUGAGGUAUUUCAUUCACUGUUAUGCUUUUAGAGUGCUUUACCCAAAAAUGUAAAUUGUAAUAAAGUUGCUGUUAUUUUGUGAAUUUUAAGUGUUACAAGAAAGUCUACUUAGUGAAAUAUUUAUUCGUUCUACAAUAUAUUUACAAUCACGCAGUUCUAGAAUUUUUAAUUUUUUAUUACUGUUGUAUUUAGUACGUACC